Pyricularia pennisetigena is the source of this 1533-nucleotide messenger RNA. RefSeq lists its product as uncharacterized. The coding region runs from base 1 to 1533 and encodes 510 amino acids. The record is from RefSeq and is a predicted model, not a curated record. Gene Ontology annotation, molecular function: phosphatidylinositol binding. NCBI's taxonomy places the organism in Eukaryota, Fungi, Ascomycota, Sordariomycetes, Magnaporthales, Pyriculariaceae. Gene Ontology annotation, cellular component: extrinsic component of endosome membrane; early endosome; late endosome. The transcript is spliced from 3 exons. Gene Ontology annotation, biological process: protein targeting to lysosome; early endosome to late endosome transport; endosome to lysosome transport.
AUGGCGAACGCACCAGGAGCACCAGCAGCACCGGCGAGGGUGCCGACCCCUCUCCUGCAGAAAAUGAAAGUUCCAGCGAAGGCGGCCACGACUACCGAGCCCGCGAGUCCAGCAGCAACGACGACUCCGACUACGACGGCGACAGGCAAUCAUGGUACAGCAAAGGCGCAGCAGCCCCGACGAGCCGCAGCAACAUCUCGCACCGCGCCGGCCGCCACCGACCCGCUUUCGGAGCGAGCAACGACGCUCUUGAUCCGACGUACGCUCUGCCCACAGCAGCAGCAGCAGCAGCAGCAGCAUCAACAACUGCCGCACCACAACCCGAAGCAGCCGCUGCCUCCGAUCGAGUCGGUGCUGCCGCCGCUGACGAGCCGGAACGACGUCGACCUGCAGCUGUAUGCCAUCAUCGCCAUCGUGCUCCGCGAGUUCGUCCAGAACUGGUACGCCAAGAUCACUCCCGACGAGGAUUUUGUGGCCGAGAUUCUGCUCGUCAUUGCACACAUCACGCGGGCGCUGGAGCAGAGGAUCAGGAAGGUUGAUCUGGAGAGCUUGUUGUUUGAUGAGCUGCCAGAAUUACUGGAUAGGCACGUUACAGCGUAUCGGGCGGCCCAUCAGCCAAUAGUGCAGCCUCCCCUCCAGGCCAACCCUCGGGAGAUUUACCAUUCGCUGUGGCCGACGCCCGCACUGUCUCCAACGCCUAGCCAGGAUGGGACCGAGUCCGAGGAGCGCUUGGCUGAGAACGAGGCCGCAUAUCGUCACCUAUUGGUUCAGGGGGUUCUCGCGGUCCUUUUGCCCACCGAGGACCUCGAGAAUCCGUGUCUGACGGCGCUGGUUGGCCAGAUCAUCUCGGAGCUAAUUAUUGGAGGCGUGGUCGCAAAGAAGGCGUCGGAACCGUGGAUGUUGCUCCUCUCCCAAGCUAUCGCCCGCCAUGUGCUGGACCCCAGCCAGUUCCCCACUAUCCUGCGCACCCUCCGCGGCGUACUGUUCCCCAACAACGCCAUGGGCAAGUCUUCUUUGAUACCGCCGGCCAACGACGAAGAGCUGCGUCUUCUGAGGCUCCGCUGCGCCGCUUCGCUGUAUGCUCUCAUCCCAAGGCCGUUAGCCAAGCUCUAUUUUGGCAAAAGUGGAAAAUCGAAUGUUGGCGGCGGCGUCGACAGCAGCCGACCCCCUACGCGGUCCGUACCGGCAGCCAAGUCCUCCUCACCGCCCCAGAAGACCAGUUCUUCAAUAGAUGACCCUCGUGACCGUCCCGCGGGCGCUACGAUCCCUGCUUGUGCAUCAGCAUCGGAAUCGAAAGCAGCAGAGGCCAACCGGGCUGCAGCCCCCACAGGCUACGGUCCACCUCUCGGUCACUCAGACGUCGAGGAUGAGCGCGCAGUGGCCGAGCUCGAUGCGGAUUUGUUGGAUGUCUUUUCUGACGCAUAUUGCAACAAGCAUCUGAUGUACGGCAUCGUCGAGUUGAUCCUCGUGCGUCUCCUGCCUGAACUGGGGGAAAGGGGCGUCGUCGAGCUAUUGGGCGAGCGGUUGAGCUAA